AUGAAAUUUUCUAUUACUAUAUUCUUUUUGGUUUUUUCUACUAAUAACAACUUUAUCCAAGGAUUCAUUUUUGGUAAUUCUGGUGGAAGUAAUUCUGGUGUAAGCAAUUCUGGAUGUUCCUGUAACCCAAAUCCACCAUGUUCACCACCACCUCCAUGUGUUCCAAAACAAAUCCCAGUAUGUGGAAGUAAUUCAAAUACAAUUCAAUAUGUUCCAUAUCAACCAUCAUCACCUUAUUUACAAAAAGUUUCUUCUUAUGCUUCAGGACCAUUAUCAACAUAUUCUUCACAACCAUCAAUGUUACCUUAUGCUAGUACACAACAACCCCAAUUAAUGCCUUACUUUAAUCAAGAACGAGCUCCAAUGAAAACAUAUCAUUCUCAACCUUCACCAUCAUACUCAAUCCCAUCAAAAUCUUUUUAUUCAUCCUCUCAAUCAAAUUAUUUAACUAACACUCCACAACAAGAAUUUGUUUUAUCCUCUCAAGAAAAAUCUUACUCUCAAGGUAGUGAUACUUCUUCAUCCUAUAAUCAACCUUCACAAGAAUACAAAUAUAGAGCAAAGAAAAAGUAUGUUGCAGGAGCAAAAAUUCAUGAGAAUUAA
This is a messenger RNA of Strongyloides ratti, 603 nucleotides long. RefSeq lists its product as hypothetical. NCBI's taxonomy places the organism in Eukaryota, Metazoa, Nematoda, Chromadorea, Rhabditida, Strongyloididae. The record is from RefSeq and is a predicted model, not a curated record. The transcript has a single exon. Bases 1 to 603 code for a protein of 200 amino acids.